UAUCGAGAGAGCCGCGCUGGAGUCUGGCUUAGUACCGAAUCGAUUGUCUGGUCGUUGCUGCGUUGCAUAGAGAAUUUUCAACCUGGAAUUGUGUUCUUUUACCGACAGACUUCUGUCACAGGGUAUCAUUUCGCUCCAGCUGUUACUUUAGUGGAAUUUUUACAGGUUUGUGUCGCAUCUGGAGGUAAUUUGGUCAGGCUGUUAUCCAAAGGAGGCUUGCAGGAACUAUUUGCUGGGAUGCCGCCAUGAUACUAAGCUAGACUCUUUUCAUGGUUCUCUGCUGAUUCACUCGCUUGGAACACCAACUUAUUGCUAAUGUGUAAGUGCGACUAACAGCAUCCAAACUGGAUCCACUUGACGAUUUCGACCCGUCCAAAAUGGACGAUUAUAACGACGAUGAUGACGGCAUACAGGACAAGUCUUCCCAUGGUAGACUUCGAAAAAGAAAGGCAAAUCAGACCUUCAUGAUCAAAGAGGAAGACUCGGAUGAUGAUGAUAUCGAAAAGGGUGACCAAAAAAUGCCCAGAACGUCGGACGAGUCUAAUAAAGAGAAGUUUGCAAGGGAGAACCAUAGUGAGAUUGAGAGGCGAAGAAGAAAUAAAAUGAAUGCUUAUAUAAACGAGUUAUCUGAUAUGGUACCAUCCUGUAAUGGAUUGGCUCGGAAACCAGAUAAACUCACUGUGCUUCGAAUGGCUGUGAACUACAUGAAAUCUCUCAGAGGACCAGGCCAGGGUCCUAGUGAUGUAUCAUACAAGCCUUCAUUUCUCUCCGAUCAAGAACUUAAGCACCUUAUAUUGGAGGCAGCAGAUGGUUUCUUGUUUGUUGUGAAUUGCCGCACUGGAACUGUGGUGUAUGUUUCAGACUCUAUAACUCCAGUCCUCAACCAACCUCAGAGUGCUUGGAUGAAUCAGGAAAUUUUUGACUUAGUUCAUCCUGAUGAUGCAGAGAAAAUUAGAGACCAGUUAUCUGCUACUGAGUCCCCAGAUGCAGGAAGGGUCCUUGACUUAAAGACUGGAAGUGUGAAAAAAGACAGCCAUGGAGCUCUGUCAAGAAUGUAUUCCAACUCAAGGAGAAAUUUCAUUUGCCGCAUGAGAUGUGGAAAGGAAGAGAGUGAUAAUGCUGCAAGGGGAAAAGAUAAUCGUUUAAAACUUCUUGAUGAUGAAUAUGCCAUUGUGCACUGUACUGGCUAUAUUAAGUCCUUUGGAGGCAGCACAGCUGUAUGUACAUCAGGAGAUGCAGAUACCUCAGAGAACAGCUGUUUGGUGACUAUUGGAAAACUUCAGCCAACAAGUAUACCCCAGAGCUCUGACUUGUUGGAUUCUCCUCCUGUGACAGAGUUUAUCUCUAGGCACAGCUUGGAUGGUAAAUUUACAUUUGUUGACCAGAGAGUGUCAGAUGUUCUAGGAUACAAACCCCAAGAACUUCUUAAUGAAGUGUGUUAUGACUUUUUCCAUCCUGAUGACUUGGAACAUAUGAUGGAAAGUUAUCAACAAGUAAUGAAACUGAAGGGCCAAACACUUUCCGUGAGAUAUAGAUUCCGUGCUAAGGAGGGUAGCUGGGUGUGGCUUCGAACAAGCUGUCACAGUUUUCAAAAUCCUUACACUGAUGAAGCAGAAUACAUUGUUUGCACCAACUGCCGUGGUCAACCUAGUGGCAAUAUGCAGCCUGUAACUCUAAACCUGUCCAGUCCAACUGUAAACUCCUCUCUCAGUGGGCCACUGACAGGCAGUACAGAUUAUUCUGAUAUAUCUCCUCGCACAGACCUAACAAGCCCCGACUCUGCAGUGUCUAUGUAUCAGAGACACCCCCAGCUUGCUCCAGUACGAGAUGAAGCCAUUCAUCGUUAUACACAAGGAGGUGCAGUCCCAAAAGUAUCCCCACGUUUGGAAGGUGGCUUGGAAGCUCUUUCCAAGGCUAGUGAGCUUACUGACAAGCGAAGUAAUGUUUCGCCCAACACUCCUGCCGCUCAAGUACCUAAGAAAUCUGAAGGUACAAUGGGUAUUCCAGUGUCUAGUGCAACAGCACAGAGACUUCCACCAGGAAUGAUACAACAUGCCAUAGAACAUGGCACUGUUGACUUGGACAGUGCUGAGUUUUCUGCUGGCCAAGCUGGCAGUCUGCUUGCAGCCAUGGUUCAGCGGAGAAAUGCCAUGGCUGCUGCUGCAGUUUCUCAAGCUCAAACACAGCAGGGUGGGUACCCUCUCAUUUCUCAGAUGAAUGGUAACAUGGCCACAAUGAUGAGACCUGGAAACAUGGGAGGACAACAAAGAGCGAUGGGUCCAAUGUCACCAAUGGAGAUUAUGAGAGCACAAAUUCCACGUAAUAUGCCUGACAUGAACUCCCCUGGAAUGAUGGGUUAUGGCAGUGCUACAACAACCCGAAAUGGUCAAACCCCUGGGAAGAACACAGUGGACACUGGCCAAAAGAGUGGGUACCCACAGGUCAUGAAUGAUGGUGUAAGUGGAAGAGAUAUGAUUUCUGGAGCAUGGGCACACCAGAAUGUUAUGGCAAGACCUAUUAGAGAAGGUGAGAUGAAGCCAACAGCACCUGGAGGAAUGCCUCUUGCAUCACAGAUGGAUGCUGCCACACAACAAGGGAUGUACAGUGGAAUGAGACCACCUGGAGACCCAUCCAAUGUGCGAGGACCCACACCAGGAUAUCAUUACUACCAGUAACAGUAGAGAGCCCAGAAGUAGAAAAUAUACUCACUGAAAUGCAUGAAUCAGGACUUACUUAACUUUUUAUGUGCAGUAAAGUCAAAUCUGCCUAAAUGGUUUUCCACUGACAUCUCCCAUGGUAGGUCAAAAUGCACGAGGCUCAAUGUAUCUUGCAAUCUUUGCAGAAAAGAUCAAUAAUUUUCACUGGUAUUAUGUAACCAAUAUGGUAAUUGGCAAGAGGCAAAUAUUAUUUGCAAAAGAGCUUUGAGAAAAAAGUCACCACAGAGAAUGCUUCAAUAUGGAGACACUAGCUAUGACCAGGCUUAUUAUAUUUAACAAAGCUAGUUAGUAACUAUGACAUCGGAAAGAUCUCUAUAAGAAUCCAUGAAACAUGUUUCUUAACUGUAGGGUGAAACUUUAGAAGUGUGUUAGCAAGUAGUUUUUUUAAAAAAGAGGAUUACUAUAAUUAUGAAAGAUUUUUAUCUUGUUCCUUUUUGCUCUUGUCUUCAUUUUGUUAUUUGAUUAUCUGACUUUCCUUCUUGAGAGAACUGGAAAGCUAUAGCAAAGUAUUUUUUGAACACAUGGUAUCUAUAGUUAAUAUUGUUUGUGAUAAGAAUUAUAGCUUUGAGUGUCACUGCAACCAUGGAACUUGCAAGUGAAAUAUACUUACUCCCAUACACAUAAGGCUUUAAACUGUGCAUUGUUGUGGAAACCUUUCCACUAUUGUGGUUAGUUCUGUUUAUUACAACUUUUUCUCUUUUGAUACUCAUUCUUGCAGGAACUUGUUAACUUGUACUCUUUAACAUGAUUAUUUUUUACCAUGGAAACAAUAUAAUCAAACAAAAUGGUUAUUGUUAAUGAUCUCCUUGCUGAAAGGAAACUUGUAUCAUAGGCUUAACAUGGAAUUAUUAUGGACUGUUCACAAGAAAAUCUUCACAUUCUAUUGAAAGUGCACAUUUUUGUAUUGUCCAAUUACAUAUACCAGAGAGAUUUUUAUCAUUCGUAUUCUCUUUAAGGAACAAUCUCCUCUGUGGGUUUCCUGUUGUAUUAGUGACUUUCACUAUAAAUGUUGUUGUUAUCAUGCCUCUAAAAAUGAUAGUGAAGCAGCUUGUAUAGCUGGUGGUAUUGUUUUUUGUGUGUGAGGCUAAAAGACAUAUCUCCUGCAUCUUAAUAAAGGGUCAUGUUCAUUA
This is a messenger RNA of Pocillopora verrucosa, 3847 nucleotides long. Its product is annotated as protein cycle-like. NCBI's taxonomy places the organism in Eukaryota, Metazoa, Cnidaria, Anthozoa, Scleractinia, Pocilloporidae. Gene Ontology annotation, molecular function: DNA-binding transcription factor activity, RNA polymerase II-specific; RNA polymerase II cis-regulatory region sequence-specific DNA binding; protein dimerization activity. Gene Ontology annotation, biological process: regulation of transcription by RNA polymerase II. Gene Ontology annotation, cellular component: aryl hydrocarbon receptor complex; cytoplasm; transcription regulator complex. The record is from RefSeq and is a predicted model, not a curated record.